Molecule: messenger RNA, 1822 nt
Organism: Cucurbita maxima (winter squash)
Lineage: Eukaryota; Viridiplantae; Streptophyta; Magnoliopsida; Cucurbitales; Cucurbitaceae
Product: probable serine/threonine-protein kinase At4g35230
Exons: 10
Coding region: 138-1613 (491 amino acids)
Biological process (GO): brassinosteroid mediated signaling pathway; protein phosphorylation
Molecular function (GO): protein binding; protein kinase activity; ATP binding
Source: RefSeq, a predicted model, not a curated record
ACUUCCUCUUCUUUUUUGACUUUGCCGCCCCCAUUUCCUCCCCUGGAUCUACUUUCUACUUCAUUUUCACUGAAUCUUCUUCACUAACUCGUUCAUUUUCAUUUUCCAUUUCUAUUUCUCUAUGUAAGCUUUCAAUCAUGGGCUGUUUUCAGUCCAAAACCAUUCAUCUUCCUUCCCCAGACGACGACCUUCCCCCACCACAGUCCAAACCAGAUCCAGCUAAUGGUGAAGAACUGGAAGUAGGGGAAGUUCCUGCAUUCAAGAACUUUGAGCUAGUGGAGCUUCGAGCUGCCACUAAUGGCUUCAGCUCAGAGUUGAUUGUUUCUGAAAGUGGAGAGAAAGCUCCCAAUGUAGUUUAUAGAGGGAAGCUUCGAAAUAAUCGUUUGGUUGCCAUUAAACGCUUCUCCAAGCAGUCAUGGCCUGAUCCCCAACAAUUUGUGACUGAAGCUUCUGGAGUUGGUAAACUGAGGUUUAAGAGAUUGGUUAAUUUAAUUGGAUGCUGUGCUGAGGGGGAUGAGAGGCUGUUGGUGGCAGAGUACAUGCCUAAUGACACUCUUUCAAAACAUCUGUUCCAUUGGGAGAAACAACCAUUUCCUUGGGAGAUGCGUGUUAGAGUUGCAUAUUACAUAGCACAAGCACUCGAUCAUUGUAGCACAGAAAACCGAAAAAUAUAUCAUGAUCUAAACGCGUACAGAGUCCUCUUCGAUGAGGAUGGCAAUCCUCGGCUAUCCAGUUUUGGUCUGAUGAAGAACAGUCGGGACGGAAAAAGCUACAGUACCAAUUUAGCUUAUACUCCACCGGAAUUUCUACGAACAGGCAGGGUCAUACCAGAGAGUGUGAUCUACAGCUAUGGAACCAUUUUGCUCGACCUUUUAAGCGGGAAGCACAUUCCUCCAAGCCAUGCAUUAGAUUUGCUAAGAGGGAAGAAUUUGUUACUGUUAAUGGAUUCAUCCUUGGAAGGACAAUAUGGAGAUGAUGAUGCUACUCAGUUGAUUGAUCUUGCUUCCAAAUGUCUACAAUACGAGGCAAGAGACCGUCCCGAUGUAAAGUUCGUUCUUUCAGCGGUGGCUCCUCUGCAAAAGCAGGAGGUUGCAUCGCUCGUACUAAUGGGUUUAACAAAAACACCCGUGGUGUUGCCAACUAUGCUUUCGGUACUCGGAAAAGCUUGUGUACGGAUGGAUCUUACUGCUGUACACGAUAUAUUACUUAAAGUCGGAUACAAGGACGAGGAGGGCGCGGAGAAUGAACUUUCAUUCCAAGAGUGGACUCAGCAAGUACAAGACAUGUUGAACACGAAAAAGUUUGGGGAUAUUGCAUUUAGGGACAAGGAUUAUAAAAACGCCAUAGAGAACUACUCGAAGCUAGUAUCAAUGAUGUCAGUUCCUUCUGGUACCGUGUUUGUGAGACGAGCGCUCUCCUACUUGAUGGUUGGUCAACCCGAGCUUGCAUUGAGAGACGCCAUGCAGGCUCAGGUAUGCUUGCCUGAGUGGCCGACUGCGUUCUAUAUGCAGGCUCUUGCGCUCUCGAAACUAGGAAUGGAAUCGGAUGCACAGGACAUGCUCAACGACGGAGCAUCGUUCGAAACGAAGAAGCAGAACAUAUGGCGUAGUUAAACGGGAAAGAUCCCGAGAAGCCGAGUUCUUGGUUAACUCCUGAUGUUUUAGUUGGAGAUAUGUAUAAAAGCGUCCAUCAUAGAGAGGAGCUUCUUGUGUUCUUGUGUUGUUUGGGGUUUGAACUUAAAAAAAUUUCUUAUGCUUACCUGCAAAUUGUUAUUGUAUGUAUGUAUUGGAAGAUAUAGCGAAUGAAAAUCAAGUUUUUGCAA